This is a messenger RNA of Bursaphelenchus xylophilus (pine wood nematode), 3799 nucleotides long. The record is from the annotation of a GenBank genome assembly. Lineage: Eukaryota; Metazoa; Nematoda; Chromadorea; Rhabditida; Aphelenchoididae.
AUGCGCCCUCUGACCGUGCUGUUCCUCCUGUGUUUGGGCGCGUCGCGGCGGCAGUACUUCGCGGUGGACGCGGGCCCGCUGGACAGCCCCAGCUUCCUGACGGACGAGGAUUUCCGGAAUGCGGAGGGUGUGGAUACGAGCAAGCCGAUGAAGGUGAUCUUGAAUGAUCAGCACUUUCAUCGAAAGGUGAGUUGGUUUUUCUAGGUUUUGAAAGCUCAAAAUUUUCAUAAUGCUGCAAAAAUUGCAGUCAAAUUGUACGUAAGCUGAAACAUCUUUUUUCUGUCCGAAAAUCCAUAUUUUCCGUACUCUCUCGUAAAAAGAUCGUUGAAAUUUGUCGGCUGCGGCUCAAAGGGCUCCACGGAAUUUUCAGGGAUUGAUGCAUUUUUCUUCGUCUUCAAGAGAAGACAAGAUAUGCAUUUUGCGGAACGUCGUCAAUUGGGAAAAACGAUUGGGAAAAAUGAAAUCAGUUCUUCCCUUUUCGGCUAGCCAAAACCACAGCUCGGUAGCCUAUCCUUCCCAUUCUCACAAAAGUUCCACUUGCAGUCGCUUUCAGCUACCCAUGCCCUUAAAGCCGUUAAUGAAACGACCUUAAGCCCUCUGUAUAAAGUCCAAAAUUUGAAAUUUUUAUAAGACCCCAUCUAUCAUGUGCUUCGGAGGUUAGGUGGGUCAACUAAGGGCAUGUCGGGUCUAGACAUGGCUCCCGGGCCGGCCUGGGCCGGACCGAAAUUUCGGCCCGUCGGCCCGAUUUUAGAUCGGCCGGGCCGGCGUUUCGGCCCGGCCCGGCCCGGAAUGUCUAAAAUCCAGAGUCUCGAAUCUAAAAUUGGGUUUGAUAAUGAAAAUAAACGCAAUGUCAAGACACAAUUGGUUUUUUUAAAGGUAUUUUUGCUUUUAGAUAUAUAGCUAUGGAACACAGUAUUUGUCCAUUUACAUGAUGAUAGAAAAAAAAUUGGUCAUAAGGAGUUAGACUUGGGUUGACUUUCGUUUCAAGAAGCAAAUUUAAAACGGGCCGGGCCGACGGAAAAUUUGAAACGGGCCGGGCCGGUCGGAACCUUUCGGGCCGACGGGCCGGGCCGAGAUUUUCGGCCCGGGCCGGCUGACGAGCCAUGUCUAAUCGGGUCAAAAGAGACUAUCAAUCAAGUUUUCUGGUUGCGCAACAAAGUGUGGGGUUUUGCUAGCCAAGAAGGCAAAAAAUAUAUAAUUUUACUUUCAUUACAUAAUUUCUUGUGUUUCUCCAAUUUUUGUCUUUUAACCAAUCGUAUUUUAAAACCCUCAUUCCCCAAAUUUCAGCGAGUCCGUCGAGGUUCGGUCGUCUCGUUCGAGACGGACAAAUGGCCCAACGGACGGGUACCCUACGUCCUCUCCAGUCAAUACAGUAAGUCGGAUAGCGAAUAAUAACGAGAGUCGCGCUUCUUUAAUCCUUUCACAAACUCUUCAGCGCAACAACAGCGGGCGGUUCUGGCCCGUUCCAUGGCCGCGUAUUCGGCCAAGACCUGCAUUAGAUUCGUGCCGAAGGAAAGCCGAGACAAGGAUUAUAUCGUCAUCCAGAAGCUGGAUGGGUGAGUUCUUUGAGGGCGGGGAAAUUUUUUGGCUGUAAAAUGUAAUGGGGUUGGGAUUUUUUUGGAUUAAAAAGGUCAGAAAAUCUUAUUAUUAGAAGAAUUUUUUUAGUCUCUCGAGAAAAUAAUGAGCACAGAGUCGCAAUCGCGUCGCUGAAGUCAAGAGAAAUUUGAUUUUGCCGCGACACAGUUCAUUUUCUCGGCGACCAUGUGGUUUUUGAUGCGGCAGAGUGCUCAUUAUUUUUCCGACAGACUGAUAUUUGAUCUUUCGGGCGACUUUUUUAAAUCGAUUUUUUAUGAAAUUGAGUACGGUGAAGGUCUACGAGGGGAGGUCACCCAAGACUCUUUUCUUUUCUUUGUUCAUUAUCUUCGUUGUUACUGCAUAGAGUGUUCCGAAAUUUUGGAUUAUUUAAAAUGAGCUCAGCCACUUUUGCCUUGCCAAAUUAUGAACCUCCUCAGGCCAGGGUCGGAGGAAAAAAUGUGACGAGGGACCACGGUAGUUUUCUUUUUACAUGUAUCCCCUGCCCCUCCCCCCGGUGACCUCCACCCAGAACCUUUGGCCAGCUACGCCCCUGCACAAUGUGUUAAAGUGGCCUACGCGAUUCCCAGUUUUUGACUCUGAUUUUUUUGAAAUUGACAAAGCUUGUUUUGUUGGCUAAAUUUUCACUUGACUUUUUCGGCCUUGAAGGAUUUCUUGUUUUUUGUGGCAGUUGUAGAAGUAAAUUCUAGACCAAAAUGAACUUCCGUUCUCUUCUGUAACGGAUUAGUUCUCUACCUUCGUAGUUUGUUGUGCAGGGGUUUGCUGUGUUUAGGACCUCGGUACUAAUUUAUAAGACAACUCCCCGUUUUUUCGUUAAAAUCGAUUGUAGAGAAAUAAAAAAACCUUAAAAUACGUUGUUUAAAAAGGCUGUUGAAUUAAUUAGUCAUUGUCACCAAAAAUACUGCAAACAAUUUGCAGCUGUUACGCGGACUUUGCCCGGGUCGGAGGGCGCCAACAAGUUUCCUUGGCCGAUGAAUGCAUCGAUUACGCAACUAUUAUUCACGAGCUGAUGCAUGUGAUUGGAUUUAUUCAUGAACAUCAACGGGACGAUCGGGACCAAUUUGUAAAAAUUAUUUGGAAAAAUGUCAUUGAUGGUAAGUCAAAAAAUAAAGUUAUUUUUUUGACUCACCUCUUCCAAAUUUUAAGUUGUCCUGUCGUAUUUUACAUUUCUGAAAAAAAAAUUGUUUGCACUGUGUUGAAUUUUAUUCUCAUCGCACAGUGCCGUGAAACAGAUCCAAAAGGAAAAUCCCGCACAGUGCAGUCGUCGCAAGAUUCUGUUUGUUUUGCACUGCGCAACGAGAGAAAAUCAUGAAAUGCACAGUGCGUUUGGAAACCAAAAUUUUUCCUCUAAUUGCACUGUGCGAAGGAGGAGAAAGUUUUCGGCUGCAAAAAAGCUUGUCGAAAGCUUUAUUUUUUCUGCACUGUGCAGUGAGGGAAAAAUUGUGAAAGCACAGUGUGGUUUGAAAAACAAAAUUUUUCCUCUGGUUGCACGGUGCAAUCAAUGUUAUUGUUUUCCAGCAUUAUGUAGUGAGCAAAAAACUUGUUUUUGGUUGCACUGUCCAAAUUAGGAAAAAAUCGGUUGCACGGUGCAACCGAUGUUUUUUUGCUUUUUUUUUGCACUGUGCAAUGAGAAAAAAAUAAUGAAACGCACAGUGCAGUUCGCAAAAAAGCUUGUUUUGGGUCGGCGCAAUCCGAAUUUUUGUUUCUACGUACUGCGACAGAAAAAAUAACUUAAAAUAAAUGUAAAAUACGCCUCCCGAGCAACAAUUUUUUAAUGUAAUCCGUAUAUUUUAAUAUUCAAAAUUUUAAAUUUUUGGAUGUGAAUAUGCGAAUUUGAUAGAUGCAUAUCACUUUUCAAAUUUUCUCAUUUGAAUUUGUUUCAUAACUCCAAAUUUUCACUUUCAAAAUUUGCAUUUAUGCUAUUUAAAUUUCAAGUCUUAAAUUUUCAGGUGCAAACGCCGAUUUUGACAAAAUAUCGUCGCAAGGUCUCUCAAACUUUGGCGAGGGCUACGACUAUUUCUCCAUAAUGCACUACGAGUCCACGGAAGGGAGUAAAAACGGGAAGAAUACGAUCGAAUCGAAACGACCGGGCUUUACGGCACUCAUGGGAAAAUCGACCGAUUUCACUCGAGGCGAUCUGAAUCGAAUAAACAAAGCCUAUCAAUGCUUUCGAGGGACCAGGAGGCAUCGACAGCGGAUGAACUAG